GGGGCUGCAGAACUAGAAAAAUUGCAAAAUGUUAGGUCGCAACGUUUUAUUACUAGUUAUAUCCUUGAGUGCUUGUUUGGCACAGGAUUACUGUGACAGGAGCCUCUGUAAUUACGGCGUCAAACAUAUUGCUUGUCCCCUGGACAACCGCUUUGGUAGCGCCUGUCCGCAGGAUGUCACCGUGAUCGCAUUUGAUCAGAAUGAUAUAAAUAAUGUGGUGAAGGCCCACAAUUUGGUCAGGCAAAAGUGGGCCAAUGGCAGCAAGUCGAACCUCCGAGGAUCCGCCUGCAAGAUGGGCACAAUGGUGUGGGACGAGGAGUUGGCAAAACUGGCGGAACUGAAUGCCAAGAGCUGUGUCAUGCAGCAUGACAAGUGCCACAACACCCAAAAGUAUCGACUUUCCGGUCAGAAUCUGUAUGCAUCUCAGUUCGGGCAAACUGGAGGCUGGGGCACACCAAUCAAGAGCUUUCUCGUAACAGCAGUUCAGAUGUGGGCCAAAGAGGAAAAGGACGUCACAGCCGAGGAUUUGGAGAGCUACCCCAAUUUCCAACCAAAACAAAUCGGUCACCUUACCGUCAUGAUCAACGAGAAGAGCAUUGCUGUGGGCUGUGCCGCAGUGACCUACAAGCUGAACGACUUCUUUCACGGGUUUAAUAUGGCUUGCAACUACGCCUACACCAACAUGGUUGAUCAUAGUGUGUACAGUGUCUGCGCCAAAGGUGGAAGCGAGUGUCCAAACGGAGUGAGCUCCCAAUACGCACCUCUGUGUGCCUAAACAAGAAAACAUAGUUGGAGCAAAUUGUGCCACCAAAUAAAGCAUAAAUACGAGCAUAA
This is a messenger RNA of Drosophila ficusphila, 834 nucleotides long. Its product is annotated as antigen 5 like allergen Cul n 1. The record is from RefSeq and is a predicted model, not a curated record. Bases 29 to 775 code for a protein of 248 amino acids. The transcript is spliced from 3 exons. NCBI's taxonomy places the organism in Eukaryota, Metazoa, Arthropoda, Insecta, Diptera, Drosophilidae.